AUGGGUAAGAGAAUAAGUGCUUCUGAUAGGGAAGAAAUCAUCAAAUACCACAGAGAACAGGUAAAAAAUGAUCCCCAGCACAAGCAAUCAGAAACCAUAAGGCAUUUCUCCGAUAGAUUCAAAAUUGCCAAGUCAUCGUUAGUUAGGUGGCUAAACCAUGAUCAAGAAACUGAUAAUAACAAAGUCAAAGAAGAACCAACAACUUCAAUCCCUUCAACACCGAGGAGGUCUUCUCAAACAUUAAGUUCUCCAAGAAGAAUACCGAGAAAAAGAAAACUUUCCUCUUCAUCUUCCCAAAGACCACGUACUUCAGAAUCAACAACCCAUCAAGUUUCAAACCCUCAAUCUAAUGGUUCUCACCAUAAUUCACAAUCCACUGACGUGAAUAGCGUAAUAUUCAUACAGAUACUAUCCUCAAUUAUCCAAUUCUAUACUGAAUUGAGAAUCAUAGACGAAUUGACCUGUAUCAACGAAGGGUUUGUACGUGAAGUUACAGAUAAGAUUCAUCAAUUGUAUCCAGAUAUUGAAAUUCCAGAUGUUGGAUUUAUACUAUCACAAUUGAAUGACAUCAAAGCCAUUGACGAACUAAUUAAGAGCCAGUCUAAAGUGGAAAAUAGUUGUGAUAAAUUGUCCAAGGAAACUUAUAGAUUGUGGAAACUUUUUAAACCUUAUAAUGAUGCAAAUAUUUAUCAAUUCAGAGAUUUCACUCUCGAUAUAACUGACAUGAUUGAAUUGAUAAAUCCUGAUAUUAAUUUUAAAAGAUUGUUUGUUACCAUUGGAAUUGGUUUCAAUCUUACUGGUGAUAAUUUCUUGAAACCUUUAAUCAUCAACAAUUUUAUCCAAUCCACUGAUGAGAAUGAUUUAGUUUUCAAUACAACAGGUUUGAACUCAUAUUACAUAAUGAAUCAGUAUUUGACCAAAUUGAAUUCCAUAUUGAAUACUAAGAUCCUCUUAAUCCUUGAUAAGAAUUGUAGCAAUAUUUUAGUCAACAAGUUCACCAAUAUCGAAAUAAUGUAUAGUAAUCUUCCAAUGACACCCAUGGACUUUGGAUUAGAAAAUCUAUUCGUCAAGAACUUCCAAGUGAACAUUGUUCAACAAUUGAUCAAAAACUUCAAUCUUGCCAUUAUCCCCUCAAUAUUUCAUGUCACUUAUAAUGAUUUAGUGUUUAAAUUCUUGAACCAUUCCAAUUACCGUGAUUUCUUAAUGCAUUCAAUCAAUUUAUGUAUGAAUAAAGAAAUGAGGACCAAUUUCAAGAAAUAUGUCAGAGUAAAUUUAGUCAAGGGUUUAAAAUUACGUGAUAGAAUAUUUCUAUUAAAGAUCAAUGAAGAUUUAAUCAAAUCAAAACUAGAUAAAUUGGGUAGACCUAAAAUCUAUGAAGAAUUGGAAACAGUUUUAAUCCCCCAAUAUUCCCUUGACACUAUUAUCAAAUCGAAUUUUAUUGUUAAAAAUGAUUCAAGAUUGUCACAGAAUUUCAAGAGCCAAUAUAGUACAGAUUUGAAUUCGAAGAUAAAUCAAAUUUUGGAUUUUAGGAAUUUUUUGGUUUACAAUUCAAAUUCUGAAGAUACUUUAAGGUUUUUCGAUUUGUUUUAUAGUUCUUUGUCCAGUAAUCUUUUGAAUGUGAAAGAUGAAUUUGAAUAUUAUGAAGAAGAAAGUGAUGGUGAGGAUAUUAAAGAAGAAGAUUCCAGUAACAUUGGGAGAAAUGGUACCGAUACAGAGAGUGGAGACCAUGAUGACCAAAGCGAGUUCGAACGUUUUGAUGAAACUGAUCAUGAGCAAGCACAAAUGAGUGUGAUGGAAAUUCAGAAAAAUGGCGCUGAAGAGGAAGAUGAAGAAGAUGAAGUAUUCGAAGAUGCUAAUUCUGAUAAUGAAAUGCAUCAAUCCAUAUCUUCACAACAAGCACAAGAUCAAAUAUCACAAUUGAGUAGAACAUUGAACACUUCGAAACCUGAAUUCUCUGAUAUGUCAGACUCCGAAGAAGAGUCUGAAAUUUUCGAAUUAAAGAGACAAAAGGUCCAAUCACCUGAAAUGAAGCUGCUCAAAAAUUCAUUCAAGAUCAAUGUGACUAGUAGUUUGGUUGACAAGAGCAGUAGCAAUAGCUCUGUAAACAACACCCCAAGCCAGGUUUUGGCAGGUAUUAAUGACACAGUUGACUUGGAUAGGGCAAUACAGGUCCAAUCAUCCCCUGAUACUGGUAUGAGGGUCGAGUUGGAGCAAGAGAAUGAAGUGCAGCUGGAUGGCGAAGAAGCGCUCGAGGGGGAUAAACCAGAACAAGAACGAGAACAAGAGGAGGAGCAGAAAUCAGGCCAAGAUGACCUCGGUGCUCCAGAAGAAGGUGCUACAGGACAAAAAGUCCCAGAAGAUGAAGCUCCAGAACAAAGGUCUUUAGAACAGGGACCUCCAGACCAUGAAUUUCCAGAACAAGAAGCUCCAGAACAAGAAGCUCCAGAACAAGAAGCUCCAGAACAACAAGUUCCAGAACAAACUUCAGAACAAGAAGAGAUUACCGAUGCUCAGAUAGUGGUCGAAAAUGAGUCCUUACAAGAUACCAUGUCCAUAGAUAAAAAGUCACAAAUCACAGAAUCACAGGAUGUUGAAGUAAUUGCCACAGAGCAAAUUGUUCUCGAAACAUCUGAGAUGGAAUUUCAAUUACAAAAGAAAUUGUUGAAAGAACAGCACAAAAGAGAGAAAAGAGAACGUAGGCUCAUGAGGGAACAAAAAAGGAAAGAAAAACGUGAAAGGAGAGAAAGAAGAGAAAUGAAAAAACGAUUGAAGGAAGAUUCACCAUUUACGAAUUCUCAGCAGAUCGAGUUUAGUCAAUCCCAAUAUUUUGACUCAUCACAAUCUUUGCCUACCCAGACCAAGAGUUCAUCUCAGUCUCAGCUAGGUGUAACUCAAGAAAGUGCUAUCGAAAGAGAAUUAGAAAGAUUAGAGAAUAGAGAUGAAAGAUCAAGUUACUCUGAAAUGGAUUAUGAUGAUAAUGAAGAUAUGUAA
This is a messenger RNA of Yamadazyma jaroonii, 2991 nucleotides long. Lineage: Eukaryota; Fungi; Ascomycota; Pichiomycetes; Serinales; Debaryomycetaceae. The record is from the annotation of a GenBank genome assembly.